Molecule: messenger RNA, 2731 nt
Organism: Gamsiella multidivaricata
Lineage: Eukaryota; Fungi; Mortierellomycota; Mortierellomycetes; Mortierellales; Mortierellaceae
Product: Mechanosensitive ion channel-domain-containing protein
Exons: 4
Coding region: 186-2696 (836 amino acids)
Biological process (GO): monoatomic anion transport; transmembrane transport
Cellular component (GO): plasma membrane
Molecular function (GO): calcium ion binding; mechanosensitive monoatomic ion channel activity
Source: RefSeq, a predicted model, not a curated record
CUUGGAUCUGCCCAUUGUUUACUCUUCCCCUGAACUUCAACUUCACACUUCUUUUCAUUUUGUCCCACUCAUUCACCUCGCUCUCUAUUUACAGCACUUCCUCUCCACGGCACUCUUUCACUGUUUCACCCACAGAUCAUUCACUUAAACGAAUCGCUUUCUCACACAGCAAACGACACAUAACAAUGAAGUUCAAGCGGCAGAAGGACACUCAGAACAAGAAAGAAUCCGAGGCGAGCGAUGGCCUCCUCACCGUUGCCGGAGAUAUCCCCCUGACCAUGACCUUUACACCCAGCUCGCCCUGUGAUCCCUCUGGUCGUCCACCUUCGUCCUUUCCUCCCGCAGAGGAACUCAUAGGCUCUGAUCAACUGCACCCCUAUAUGACACCUGCCUCCGAGCCAAUUACACCCUACAGCACCUACAGGACCAGCAAUUCCAAAAGCGCCAACAGCGAGAAACACGGCUCAGACGCAAAUGCUUUACCGUCUUCGACCAUGAUCGAAAUCGAACGCAUUCUCAAACAAGACCAGGCCAUGGAGCACGAUUUUACUCCACCUCGUCAGGCCAUGAACAGCGACGAGUCUGACUUCGACUGGGACGAGGAUGUCAAUAUUGAUGAUAAUGGCCAAAUUCAUAGCAAGAAAAAGGACAGGAAAGCGCGAUCGACCUGGCGUAAAUUAUCGCCAUUCUUACGCAUGGUUAUUAUGAUGAUUACCAUUGCACCGAUCGUCGCCAUCCCUGCAGUCCUAACGCAGAUCUAUCUGAGUGUCCCACCUCACCCAGCAUACCCACCCUCGGGUGCCACGGAAGACACAAUGCUGCAGUACAAUCAGGAUAUCGCCGCGUGGGAGAAGGACCAAGUCCGCAAGGAUUCAAUCGUCUCGGUGUUUGGCUGUCUGGCAUUCAUGUGGUGCAUCGUCUGUGUCACCAAUUGGGGCGUCGACAUUAUACCAGUCGUGAUUGUCCGUAUCACCUCGCUUGUUGCCAUUAACCGACUGGAGACUGUGAAGUCCAGGCUGUUGAUCUUUGUUGCGACCAAAAAGUACCUCAAGUGGUUGAUCGCCGCCUGCUGGGCUACGGGCUCCUUCGCCUUCCUUUCGUCGAUAACAUUUCCAAUCAUCAAGGACCAAACCUGGCAGCCUAUCAUAAUCAAGGUACUAGGCGCCAUCGUUGCCGGUUGCGCACUCGUGCUUGUGGAGAAGGUCCUUCUCCAGAUUAUUUCCAAGAACUUCCAUCAAACCGCAUACGCAGACCGUAUCAAGGAAAACAAGUACGCCCUGCAGGUGCUCGAUCGUCUGGGAACUUCCAAGAGAGUUAACAAGAGGGUUCGUCCGACACAUAGCCGAAACAACACAGCGGAUAACGCAGAUUAUAUGUCGCCCUUUGGACUCGGCUACAGGUCUCGUCAACAAUCGCGGUCUCACAGUCUGGACAACACUGAGACGCUUCAUCUGAACGAUCUGAUCGGGUCAUCGAACACGACUCCAUUAGGAACACCAACAGAACACAACAGCCGCGGAUCGGCCGCACCUUCGGUGCGUCGGAUGCAGCGCGACAGCAGGGGCCCCAGGCAUAACGACAUCUUCAAAGGAAUUAAUCGAACACUGCAAGGUAUCGCUAUGGCGGACGACACUCCUGCCAAGGACAUCAAUUCGACCGAAAACGCCAAACGACUUGCAAAGACACUGUUCUACAACCUUCAAGGCAACGGCGAAGAUUUGGUCGUCGAGGACUUUUACCCGUACUUUGAUACUGAAGAGGAUGCCAAGGAGGCGUUUAUGAUCUUUGACAAGGACGGCAAUGGUGACAUUUCCAAAAGGGAGAUGAAGGAGAAGAUCUUUUAUGUCUACAAGGAGCGCAAGGAUCUGCAUACUUCACUGAGAGAUCUGUCGCAGGCUGUAGGCAAGCUGGAUAUCAUUUUCUUGACCAUCGUCACGGUGGUUUGGAUUCUGAUCAUUCUAUCGAUUUUUGGAACGAGCGUUGUACAGAAUAUGCUAUCAAUCGGCUCCUUCCUAGUCGCACUUAGCUUUGUUUUUGGCAACUCGCUCAAAACUCUGUUCGAGAACAUCGUCUUUUUGUUCAUCACACACCCCUAUGACUCUGGAGAUCUGUGCAGUAUCGAUGGCUACGACAUGUACGUUCGCGAAGUCGGUCUUAACAGUACCAUGUUUGUGACUUGGGACGGCAAGCGCAUGUACUUUCCCAACAACAUCCUCAGUCAAAAGGCCAUCCACAACGUCCGUCGAUCGCCCAACAUGUCUGAGAAAAUUGUUCUGAAUGUUGAUUGCUACACGCCUCAAGUUAAGAUUCUUGAACUCCGUGCAAGAAUGCGCGACUUUCUGGCCAAGGAGAGCAAAGAAUUUGCACCUGAUAUGGAAAUCCAGAUUCAGGAGAUGGACGUUAAACUGAAGAUCAGCAUGGUCAUCGAGCACAAGGGCAAUUGGCAGGACUCUGGCCGUCGCUGGGCCCGGAGGACCAAGUUCAACUUUGCACUGAAGGAGGCCGUGGAGGACAUCGGUAUCAAGUACUACGCACUUCCUCAACGUUUGGAGAUCACGAACCGCGAUCUACACGAUGAGAAUUACGACCAAGCUGACCAAGCGACAUUAGGAUCCAACUCUUCGCGGCAGUACUCCUCCACGGAAGAAAUGGCGCGACCUUAUCGUCGCCGGACCCAUCGUCCUCAAGGAGAUUAAGAGUUAUACCAAGCAUUGCAAUAAAUUGACCGAGG